Messenger RNA from Adineta ricciae, 1605 nucleotides. The record is from the annotation of a GenBank genome assembly. NCBI's taxonomy places the organism in Eukaryota, Metazoa, Rotifera, Eurotatoria, Adinetida, Adinetidae.
AUGACAUCAGUAGCAAUACCAUCUACUAAAACUCGUUGUGUAACAUGUGCAAAAGAAAAACGAGCAGUGCGAUGUGAAGGUUGUUUACAAUUAUUCUGUUAUGAUCAUUUUCUAACUCAUCGAGAAGAUUUAAAUAAACGAUUAGAUGAUAUAGAAAUAAGUCGUGAUCUUUUUCGUCAAGCGCUCAACGAACAAACAAAUCAUCCUCAAAUUCAUUUGUUAAUUAAACAGAUCGAUCAAUGGGAAAAAGAUUCAAUUAAAACUAUUCAACAAACAGCAUCGGACUGUCGACAAUUAUUGAUUCAACAUACUACGAAACAUGUUCAUCAAAUUGAAAGUAAUUUAACGAAAUUAACAAAUCAAUUACGCGAUCUUCGUCAAGAGAACGACUUCAACGAAUACGAUUUAGAUCAAUUUCAGCAAAAAACGAAACAAUUAGCUGAACAACUCGAUCAACUGUCAAAUAUAACUGUCCGAGAAGAAUCAACACAACUAAUUAAUAAAAUUUCUGUUGUUAUGGCAUUUGCCGGAGGACAAGUCAUACCUCAAGUGAUUCAUGAAACUAAACGAAAAUGGAAACAAUUUGGUGUCACAGUAGCUGGUGGUGCUGGUGAAGGGGGUCAAUUAAAUCAAUUAUUUUAUCCAGAUGAUAUUUAUAUUGAUGAUGAAGAACAACGAUUUUAUAUCGCUGAUUCAUCAAAUCAUCGAAUUAUUAAAUGGAAACUUCAUUCAACAAAUGGUCAUGUUGUUGCAGGUGGUAAUGGACAAGGCAAUCGAAUAAAUCAAUUAAAUCAACCUACUCAUGUUGCUCUUGAUAAAACCGAUGAUUCAUUUAUUAUUUGUGAUCGAGGCAAUGGAAGAGUUUUGCGAUGGUCUCGCUCUAAUGACGCAAAUAAUCAAGUAAUUAUAUCAAAUAUUGAUUGUUCUUGUGUUGCAUUGGAUAGUUAUGGUAAUAUUUAUAUAUCGGAUUGGGAAGAAAAUGAAAUUACACGUUGGAAAUAUGGAGAUACACGCGGAACGGUGGUUGCCGGUGGAAAUGGAAAAGGAAAUCAUUUAAAUCAAUUUUAUCAUCCAAGUUAUGUUUCAGUUGAUGAAGAUCAAUCACUUUAUAUAUCAGAUUGUGAAAAUCAUCGUAUAAUGAAAUGGAGUAAAGGUGCAAAAGAAGGUAUUCUUGUUGCAGGUGGACACGGACAAGGUAGUAGUUUAACACAAUUAUCAUCACCAACUGGAUUAGCGAUAGAUCGAUUAGGGAAUAUUUAUGUUGUGGAUUGUUAUAAUCAUCGAAUUGUACGUUGGUCAAAAGGAGCACGUGAAGGUACAGUUGUCGUAGGUGGAAAUGGUCGUGGUAAACAACCAAAUCAAUUUAGUUGUCCAACUGGUGUUGCACUUGAUCGACAAGACAAUCUUUAUGUUGUAGACUGGGGAAAUAAUCGAUUUCAUUGUGUUNCACGUGAAGGUACAGUUGUCGUAGGUGGAAAUGGUCGUGGUAAACAACCAAAUCAAUUUAGUUGUCCAACUGGUGUUGCACUUGAUCGACAAGACAAUCUUUAUGUUGUAGACUGGGGAAAUAAUCGAGUGCAAAAAUUUGAUCUCGAAAAUGAAUAA